Messenger RNA from Entelurus aequoreus (snake pipefish), 4228 nucleotides. It is a transcript of the gene plvapb, whose product is annotated as plasmalemma vesicle associated protein b. The record is from RefSeq and is a predicted model, not a curated record. The transcript is spliced from 9 exons. Gene Ontology annotation, cellular component: caveola. Gene Ontology annotation, biological process: regulation of vascular permeability; positive regulation of cellular extravasation. Bases 269 to 1552 code for a protein of 427 amino acids. NCBI's taxonomy places the organism in Eukaryota, Metazoa, Chordata, Actinopteri, Syngnathiformes, Syngnathidae.
CUAUUUUUGUAGUAAUGACUUUAAGUAUGCGUAGGUUGAGGCUGUAAAUGUGACAGAGGUCGAUAAGGAGGGAGGAGGGAGGUGAGGGCUGGGCCAGAAUGGACUGGAAGUGUGCCCCCAGCAGCAUUUAUAAACAUGACCCCCACACGUCUCCCCACACUCUUUGUUUACAUACGUGCUUCUUGGCACAACCUCACACUGGAAGGCUCCUCCACCAAUCUUCCUGUUUUAGAUUUGAAGAAAAGCCGGCAUUUGGCCCCCAAACGUCAUGUACAGCUCCAGCUACUCUCGGGCCAAAUUUGGCUUGGAGGCCAGGGAGCCUCUGCACAAACCGAAAGGGAAGAGCUGCGGCUACUACAUGAGGAUCGUUUUCUUCUUCUCCUCCCUCAUCCAGUCCCUCAUCAUCGUCAGCCUGGUGCUCUUCCUCAUCUACGGGCAGCCCGAGAAGUCCGCCGAGGAGAAGCGAGUCAAGGAGCUGCAGCAGGCCUUGAACAGCCUGAGCGAGAACAACUUCCAGCUGACUAAAGAGAAAAGCCAGCUGGGUGCUCUGCUCGGGGCUCGCACUGCUGAGAAAGCUGCUAUGGAGAAGGCGCUGGAGACGCUCAGAAGUGUUGCGAACACUACUACUACUGAAUUAAGGAGUAGACUAGUCCAGUGUGAGAGGCAGAUUGCAACAACACGUAGCAAUAUGGGGAUGCGAUGUCCUACUCCACCCAUACAGCAUCCUAUUGUGGUCAAUUCUGGCAGUGAGCUGAAAACACUGCAGAGCCUCAACGCUCAACAGAGAGCCAUGAUCGAUCUGAUCGAGGCCAACUUCACUCAGACAGUGCACUACCUGAUUCAGGAGAGAGACAAUGCCCUGAAAGACAGAGACAUCCAUCACCACGACGCCAUCGCUCUACGGAGACAAAACACCAUGCUGGAACAGCAGCUCACAGCAUACACCAGGAAAUGCAAAGAGGACUUUGCUCAUUCUUUGGACGGGAUCCAGACGGUGACCAGGGAUUUUCUCAACAAAAUCAACAACCUGUUCCCGCACCAGAUGACCUUUCACCUCACCUGUGAGAGUCAGCAGGAGCAGAUGGAGAAGAUAAGGAACAGCUGCACAAACCUGUCCAGAGAUGUGGAGAACAAGUUUCAGCUGUAUUUGGACAACGUGGGCAACAAGGUGGCUCAGAUUCAAGCAAUGUCCAGUCGUCUGGAGGUGCAGCACACACACCUGACCUCUGACCUGCAGCAGUGUGAACACAACCGCAGCGAGACGCUGGCCGAGAGCAGCAGGCAGCUUCAAGCCAAGCAGAGGACUCAUGACGAGAAGAUGGAGAAACUGCUGAUCGAGCAGAACCGGCUGAGAGAACAGAAACAAUUGCAAGAAGACACUUUGGCCCGGAGAGAAAAGGAGCUGCAGACCCUGAGGGCAUCGCCUAAUUGUAAGGUCGCUCCGUGGAAACCAGCGGGAGUGCAGUCUGUGCCGCAGCACAGCAGGCAAACUGUCGCUAACUGGCCUGCUUUUCAAGCGCCAAGCAUCAGCAAAACUCUGACGGUGAGAUGAAAUGCAACAGGAAAUCAUCAGCGGAGGCCACAGUGGUGUAAAAACUGUAAAGACCAAAAAGUUAGUGAUAUUCGGCUUUUGGGCAAACUUAAAAUGAUAGCUUACUUCACUGUUUUAUUACUUUCCAAAAAAAUCUACUUUAAUUUUUAAAAACGCAUUUUUCAAGGAGUUGGUCAACUGUCCUUUAGAGUGGACACAAAUAUGUUUGAAGUUUGGAAUUUUGUGAACAUUAUAACAAAUGUUUUCAAUGACAUUUACAAGUGUGUUUACAUAUUUUAACAUCUAAUACUUAAAGGGGAACUGCACUUUCUUUGGAAAUGUGCCUAUCAUUCACAAUCCUUGUGUGAUAAGCACACAUAUUUUAUUUUUUGUAUGCAUUCUAACACAUAAAUAAAGGCUAGCAAAAACCAGCCAACAUUGGAGCUAAAGGGAGUCGCUCUAUUCUGCCUAUAAAGGACUCUAAAAACAUUCAACAAUUUUUUAUAUAUAUGAUAUAAUAUAGUAACAGGCACAUUCAUAAUAACAUGUAAUAUUUAUGUAUUUUGCUCAUUUUAGAGUACACUGAUUAGCUGCAUUGUUAGCCACCUCGUACUUGCCAUAUUUUAGGAAUUAGAAUGCAUUAAAAAAGAAAGACAUCUGUUUUUGUCUUCCAUAAGGAUUGUGAAUGAUUGGCAAAAUUCCCAAAAAAAAGUGCAGUUCCCCUUUAAGUGUGCAAAAAUAAACACUGAUAUCAUAAGAGUAUCAGAUAACAUAAUAUGUAAAAAUAUUCUAAACAAUCAUACAAGUAAAUUUUGCAUUCUAAAGACAUCAAGUAAUUUAUAUGAAAUGUUUAAAGAAAACAAGGUUGUAACAAUAUUUCUGCCAGUCGAAUAUAAUAUAGCCUUCAAUGCAGGAAGUCCCAUUCAUUACAGAUAUUAUUUUUCACAAUUUCCUCAACACAUUUAGUCAGCAAUCAAAAAUGUGAACAAUCAUAUAGAUCCUUAGUUGUUGCUGGAUGUCAGCAUAUUUCUAUAAAUGCCAGGGAGGAAUGAACAUACACUAUGUGCCUCGCCUGCGCUGCACGUGUCGGCCAAUAGUGACCCCACUUGUCAACUCUUCACUUUGACAGUAAGAUAUAUAAUAUACACUGUAGUGGACGCUAUGCCUGAAAUCAUUCAUGUGCAUUUUAGGUUUAUCCUAAAAUUUCACCCAAAAGCCGAAUAUUCAUAACUUUUUGUGUGUGUGUAUACACCAGGGGUGUCAAACUCAUUUCGCAUCGUGGGCCACAUACGGCCUAGGGAGAUGUCAAGUGGGCCGGACCAUUAAAAUUAUACCAUACUCUGCUAUAAAUAACCAAAAUAUCAUGUCUUUCCUUUGUUUUGAUGUAAAGAAGCACAAGAACAUUAGGAAAAUAUUGAAAUUUAAUGAACUAUCCUUUUACAAAACAUUUCAUGAAACACCUCAUAUUUCCUUAGACAAAUGUGCAAUUUACUUUUAUCAUUCACAAACAUGCAUUGCAACUGAUCCCACUGAUUGUACAAAGGCACAAAACUUUAAUUGGUACUGAAAAAUAUAGUAAUGCACUUUAAGAUUAAAUGAGACUUUUAAAGAAAGGAAUUUUUAAACCACUUACACAUACACAUAUAAAAUCUAAAUGUAAUCCCUGCGUACACCUUACAAACUAAGGAGAGUGAUUUUAAAUGUGUAAUGAAGAAAGUGUUCGCCUGUCCUGUAAAUCUGUCAACUUCAUACAUGAAACAUACAUACACAUACAAUACACACUGAAAAUUUAUGGAGUUGUAUGAACAGUAGAAUUCCAUCACACAACUUUUGUUUUGAAGCUGCUGACUAACAUUAAAGUGCACAUUUUUAAAAUCACCACAGUAGCAAUUAGGUAGCUGGCUUUUACCGCUGCUUCACUGACUUCUCGGCUCUGGAUGAAAGUUGACUGCUGUUUCCUCAGACCCGCCAGCAAUUCGUUAAUCUUAUCUCUUCUCAGUUGUCCUUGCAAGCCGUCAUAUUUUUCGCUGUGAUGAGUCUCGUAGUGGCGUCGAAUAUUAUAUUCCUUCAAUACCGAAACUUGUUGCAAACACACCAAGCACGAAGGUUUUCCGUGCAUCUCUGUAAAUAAAUAGGAUGUGGUCCAUUUUUCUUUGAAAAUUCUACACUCCUUAUCUACUUUUCUCCGUUUGGAUAACGACAUUUUGGCUAAUGAGGGUGUAGCGGAGAGGUAGAGACCAAGGUAUUAACAACGUCGUAACAAGCAGCAGAUGGCGCAUUGAUACCGUCUGCUGUUUUCAGUCUGUCUCAGUGAUGCGGCUUGUCUUCUACUCUGAUGGAAAGAGUGCGCCCCUUAGCGGAUAAUCCAUGAAUUGCAGCGAAUUUAAAAUAUUAAUUCCAUGUCUUUUAUGCAUUUUUUCCACUUUCAAAUUAUCCUGCGGGCCUGAUCGAACCUCCUUGGGGGCCGGUUCCGGCCCGCGGGCCGUAUGUUUGACACCCCUGGUAUACACCAACAUGCAUCAAAUGUAAUAAUACACUUUCACAUUCAUAAUUACUUCUUACUUGGAAAAAAAUUAUUUUGUAAUGUUUCUGUAUCUUUGCUCUCAUCUUGAUGUAAAACACGACAAGGUGUAAAUAUUUCUCUUGAGUGUUACUCAUUUUGUUUAUACUUAGAUUUUCAAUUUAAUAAAUUAAAAU